Molecule: messenger RNA, 1074 nt
Organism: Doryrhamphus excisus (bluestripe pipefish)
Lineage: Eukaryota; Metazoa; Chordata; Actinopteri; Syngnathiformes; Syngnathidae
Gene: psmd10
Product: proteasome 26S subunit, non-ATPase 10
Biological process (GO): protein K6-linked ubiquitination
Cellular component (GO): BRCA1-A complex; BRCA1-BARD1 complex
Molecular function (GO): protein binding; ubiquitin-protein transferase activity
Source: RefSeq, a predicted model, not a curated record
UUGAAAUCAUAAUUUCCUGAGUCAUUGCUCUUACGUUUCAAAUCUACCACAUCGCGCAUAUGCUGUUACUCUAUUGUUCAGAACAUUAUUUGACACCAAUUUAAGUUUAUUUGCGAAUGGAGGGCUCCGUGUCAAACGUAGACGUGUGUAAUUUAGCUUAUAUGGGGCACUUUGAAAAAUUAAAAGAGUGCAUUUUGUCAGAUAAAACUCUUGCUUGCAAAACAGACCAGGAUCACAGAACUGCCCUGCAUUGGGCAUGUUCGGCUGGCCAUACCGACAUUGUUUCCUUUCUGCUUGAUGUGGGAGUUGAAGUCAACCUCCAAGAUGAUGCUGCAUGGACCCCUCUUCACAUUGCAGCGUCUGCAGGCAGAGAGGACAUUGUCCGAGCACUCAUAUCCAAAGGGGCUCAGCUGAACUCUGUCAAUCAAAAUGGAUGCACUCCCCUACAUUACGCUGCCUCCAAGGACAGAUACGAGAUAGCCUUGCUGUUGCUUGAAAACGGGGCCGACCCUAAUGCCACAGACAAACUGGAUUCCACUCCCCUUCACAGAGCGUCGGCAAAGGGCAACUAUCGCCUCAUUCAGCUGCUCCUCAAGCAGUGUGCCUCAACCAACAUCCAGGACUCGCAGGGCAACACGGCACUUCACCUGGCGUGCGAUGAGGAGCGCGUCGAAGCGGCCAAGCUCUUGGUGGAACACGGGGCCAGCAUCUACAUCGAGAACAAGGAGGAGAAAACCCCUCUCCAGAUAGCCAAGGGUUGCCUGGGCAACAUGCUUCGUCGAAUUGUGGAAGGAUGAAUCCUUACCCGAACCACAGGUGCGGUUCACAUUGGAACACACGCCAUUCGUCACCCGCUUUCCUGCUCCAGUGUGUUUGGUCACAAGACCGGUGACGAGUGGGAGAUGUGACAUUGUGCAGGAGAAGUGGAAGUGUCCUGCUUCCUCACCAGUUGCACCACUGUUGAUGUGUCUGACCAAAAAUAUGGACAUGUUUGGACAACAAAAUUCCAGCCCGUUUUCUGAGAAGUUUGAUGCGUUGCACAAAGUCCAAUAAAAUCAGUGCUCGGUGUGUUAA